GUGGCGGGCAGGCGGGCGGCGCUCAAGAUGGCGGCCGAGAUCCACUCGCGGCCGCAGAGCAGCCGGCCCGUGCUGCUCAGCAAGGUGGAGGGGCACCAGGACGUGGUGAGCGCCGCGCUGCUCAUCCCCAAGGAGGACGGCGUCAUCACCGCCAGCGAGGACAGAACAAUCCGAGUAUGGCUGAAGAGAGACAGUGGGCAGUACUGGCCCAGCAUCUACCACACCAUGUCAUCUCCAUGCUCAGCCAUGGCUUACCAUCAUGACAGCAGACGGAUAUUUGUAGGUCAGGAUAACGGAGCUAUCAUGGAGUUUCAUGUUUCGGAAGACUUCAAUAAGAUGAACUUUGUGAAGACCUAUCCAGCUCAUCAGAAUCGAGUAUCUGCUAUUAUCUUCUGCCUGGCCUCAGAGUGGGUCAUCAGUACGGGUCAUGACAAGUGUGUCAGCUGGAUGUGCACCCGAAGUGGGAGUAUGCUGGGAAGACAUUACUUCACUUCUUGGGCUUCGUGUCUACAAUAUGAUUAUGAAACUCAGCAUGCCUUUGUUGGUGACUAUUCUGGACAGAUCACACUUCUCAAGCUUGAGCAGAACACAUGCUCGGUUAUCACGACACUCAAAGGGCAUGAAGGAAGCAUUACUUCCCUGUGGUGGGAUCCUGUUCAACGACUGCUCUUCUCAGGUGCCUCUGACCACAGCAUUAUCAUGUGGGAUAUUGGUGGAAGGAAGGGACGAACGCUGCUGCUCCAGGGCCAUCACGACAAGGUGCAGGCUAUCUGCUAUCUCCAGCUGACACGACAGCUGGUAUCCUGUUCAGCUGAUGGGGGAAUUGCUGUUUGGAACAUGGAUAUCAGCCGAGAAGAGGCACCCCAGUGGCUAGAAAGUGAUUCCUGUCAGAAGUGUGAGCAACCCUUCUUCUGGAAUAUCAAGCAAAUGUGGGACACAAAGACUUUAGGAUUGAGACAGCAUCAUUGCAGAAAAUGUGGACAAGCAGUGUGUGGCAAGUGCAGUACCAAGCGGUCAAGCUACCCCAUCAUGGGAUUCGAGUUCCAGGUCCGUGUCUGCGAUUCCUGCUUUGAGUCCAUCAAGGAUGAGGACCGUACUUCCUUGGCAACCUUUCAUGAAGGAAAACACAACAUUUCACACAUGUCCAUGGACAUCUCCAGAGGGCUGAUGGUGACCUGUGGGAGCGACCGGGUUGUGAAGAUUUGGGACAUGACACCAGUAGUUGGUUGCAGCCUUGCAGCUGGCUUCUCUUCACGCUGAUCUCCCGCCAGAGAGGUUUAUGCACCUUAUGUACAGCAAUAUGCAUCAAAUGAAUGAAAUCCUUCUAAGAAUGCUACGGCAGACACCGGUUGCUUGGUUCUUCUCCUGCUGCUCUUCCAGGAUGGACGGACAGUCAUCUUUGUAGAGGACAGCUUUUCUGUUGGGCUCACCAGGAAUCUCCUUGGUGUGGAAAUGCAGUUCCACGGCCUCUGGGACUAACGUAAAACGGCUUCCCUGCAACGUGACACCUUCAAAAAGGACCUGUUGUUACUGGUUUACAUGUAGUGUUAACAACGUGCUCUCUCUGCUGGUGCAUCUUGUAUAAAUACCUUGUAGCUAAAGCAUUAUCAGCGUAAAACACGUUUAGUUAAUUCGAUUCGUGCAAAUAGUGAAGUAACUUAUUCUCUCUUCCAAAAAGCAAUUCUGUAGAAAUACUUUUGAGCAGUCACUGUCUAAACUGUCUCCAAAAGGUAUACUGGUUAUUCCUAUGGAAGGAGGAAAUACUUUUAAAAUGGCAGGUAGCUUCUUUCUGAUGAGAUAGUAGGAGAACCUUUGGUCGUGCAAGAUUUCCUUUAUUGGCUUUCUUGUAGUGUUUGUCUUCAAGUUGAGUUAUUAGUGAAAUCACUUUUGUGGGACGCCUGUUCUGUUUAGGUAGCUGGCAAAUCUUCCAACAAUUCUAAGCUCUUAAAUAGAUUUUAGCCUAGGUAACAAAUUUCUGUACUUCUUAUUAAAAUGUAUAGCUCAGCUACUCUAGUUUAAAAACAGGUUAUAGGUAUGAACCAUUUACUUUGACAGCUCUAUAAGGCUGUUAGAAUGGGAAGCUAAACAAAUCUGCCUUGUUAAGUGCAAUGGCUAAGAGAAAAUGGCCAGAUAAAGUUUAGAGACUUUUUCCUGUGGAAAGGCUGACGAUUCUUUAAUGGUAAGGAACCUGUCUCUGCUAAAGUGCAGCAUAAUUCUAAGUAUUGCCUUGGUGUUGCUUAAAACUGACAAAUACUGAGGCUUUCCAAAGCAAUAAUUGCUGAUGUACAGAAAGCUGCAUCCCCCACCCUUGGGUCUGUAAUCCUGAGAUGUCCAUACUGAUCCAUUCCCAUCACAAAGCUGAGAAGAAGUGUGAAGAAGAGCUGGGAGGCUCUAUGGUUGUGCAAUUGGCUCUUACAGGGAAUUGCUACUGAGGCAGUGCCAAGGCAUUGGCCUGUCAGCUGUAUGAAUCCAUUUGAAUGCCAAGAGGAACUUGCUUUGAAAUGCUCUGAAAGCCAAGGCAGUGUGGCACAGAGCUUAAUUUGGGAGGGUUUUUAGACCUUUUCUGAAGCAGGUGCUCACUGUGAGGACAGAAAAAUCAAAUAGGUCACCUGGCCCAGCGUGAGUGGUGGUGCGGAACCAUCACAACUAAGGGGCCCUUUCUGGCAGAGGACUAGGGGGUUUCACUGUCUUCAUUACAGCAACAAAGAAGUGGUGCUAUGAUAGUUAGUGAUCUCAGCUCCUAGUUCUCUAGCUUGAUGGUGAUAUUCUCUGGACCGUGCUGUAGCUAAUAUCUGAAGAUCAGUGUUGUAGCUAAUACAUCAUGGUCCACUUCUGCCUUGAGCCAAAAAGCUGAUAGUGUCCAACACGGGCAUUAGAAUGCAGACUAUAUUAGUUACUGUUAUCCUAGGUCUGGCUUUAUCUGAAUUUAUGUGGGCUUCUUCCUGAAGUAUUGCUGAGAGUCUGUUAAUUUGCUAAGCUUAUUGGACCAGUGGAAAACAACAAACAAAUCCCUCUUUUGGGGGAAUAACAAAAUUUGUGUUGCCCUCAGUUUGGGAUUUAGCACUUGUCAUGUCGCUUUGAUUCAUCUUGCUACAUGCUCUAUAGCUUAGGCUUGUUUCGUGAAGGCUUAUUUCUAAGCUAUUGAGAGAAAAACAGCCUGUGUUUAGGGGGGAAAAAAGGUAAAAUAAGAAGUUAGAUUACUGCUCUGAAAGCCUUCACCCCUGUACAUUGGGAAGGAAACUGUGUUUGAAGAGGUAAGUGCUGAUAAUGCUCCACAUUCUGUUUCAAAUCUCCUUUGGAAGAGAAUGGAAAAUUUCUCUUCCUUGCAGACCGUGGCUGUGUAGCUAGGUCUGUCCAAGAUGCAAUGUGAGGGGAGGCUCUAGGAUCAUGUGUUCAGCUGGGAGAUGGAUGUGGAUGCGGUGGGAACAGCACAUGUUUCAAACCAGGUGAUGGGAAGCUCUCCUCACAGCAGUGAUACAGAGGUGCAAGUCUUGAGCUGCUGACGUUCCUGAACUUCAGCUUUUUUACUUCUGACUAGUCAACAUGCUCCCUGCUCAGUGUGUAGCUCCCAGCCCCCUUCCCUGUGAAUACUUCCUCUGCUCUUGACAGCCACUUAUCUUACAUUAAGGUUUGCCACUAGCUAAUAUAUUCUCUACUACAUAUUGGUAAACCUAAUGAAUCUAUUUUCUAUACUUGAUAUGUACUUAAAGGUAGUGUCAGUUUGGAUAUAACAAGAUAAUUACGGCUGCCAAAAGUCAUUAGUCACUUAAGUAUACUCUUGGUGUUGAAUGAGUAAUGCUUACAAACCACUAAAGAGAUGCUGUGUUGUUUAAAACAACUGUAUAAGGUGCAUACUCUGUCUUGAAACUGAACGUGCUUCAACUGUGUCAGGUCAAGUGUGCAGUUACUGAGGACGCUUGAUUUGAAGCAUUACUAAUCUCGCUGUAUGACCUCUUUCAUUGAGGCAGGGUAGGGGAGCACAGGGUACUGAUGUGUGCUAAUUCUUUGCCUAGUUGUAUU
Messenger RNA from Nothoprocta perdicaria, 4020 nucleotides. RefSeq names its product WD repeat and FYVE domain containing 1 (gene WDFY1). The record is from RefSeq and is a predicted model, not a curated record. Gene Ontology annotation, molecular function: metal ion binding; protein binding. NCBI's taxonomy places the organism in Eukaryota, Metazoa, Chordata, Aves, Tinamiformes, Tinamidae. Bases 28 to 1260 code for a protein of 410 amino acids. The transcript has 12 exons.